AAAAUAGAACCAAUCAAAUUAAAUCUUCAACGCCCGUUUUCAUUAGUCUCUGACGCGGUUACAAAAUUAUACGACUUAUCUUUGUUUUGUCUUAUAAAUUAUUUAUCUAUUUUUGUCGUUAAAAAAUAAGAAAAAAAAUGCCUGAGAACGUGCUGAAUGCGGAUAAUGCAACUGAAGUGAAUGGUGGUAGUGGUGAACCUCAUGAAACUGAUGAUGAACCUGGAGAAGAUGAUUUACAUUUUGAACCAAUAGUAUCUCUACCUUUGAUUGAAGUGUCAAAUAAUGAGGAAGAUGAAGUAGAAAUGAUUAAAUUGAGAGCGAAACUUUAUCGUUAUGAUUCGUCAAAUAAUCCAGCAGAAUGGAAAGAACGUGGAACUGGAGAAGUAAAAUUAUUGAGGCAUCAAACAAAAAAUACAGUACGAGUUGUAAUGCGUAGAGAUAAAACAUUAAAGAUUUGUGCAAAUCAUUUUAUAACACCUUGGAUGGAAUUAAAACCAAAUUGUGGCAGUGAUCGAGCUUGGGUUUGGAGUGUUCUUGCAGAUUUUGCUGAUGAACUAAUUAAACCAGAACUUCUUGCUAUUAGAUUUGCAAAUGCGGAGAAUGCAACUCUUUGGAAGGAAACUUUUGAAAAAGCAAAAAAAAUAGUAGGUUCUGAAUGUGAAAUUUAUUCUGGCAAACCAAAUCCAGAUUAUAAAAGUGAUACCGAUAGUGAUAGCUGUAGCGAUGUAAGCUAUGAAGAAAGUGACGAGGAUGAUUUAAAAGAAUCUAAAAACACUAAGGAAAAUGAUGAUGAUAAUAAUCAAGAUGUAUCGAAAGAUGAAACAAAAUCCAAAGAAAUUCACGAUGAUGACAACGAGACCAGGGUAAAAAUUACAGAAGACGUUACUCAUGAGCUAGAGAAGCUCACGGUAAAAAGUGAAUAGAAUAAUUAUUUAUAUAUAAUUGAAAUAGUAAAUUAUGAAAAAUUUAUAUAUAUAUUUGGAACAAGCAUUCCAGUAUGCAUAUUCGCACGCACAAAAAAAAAUGUACGUCGUACACUCACUCUCAUAAAAAAAAAAAAAAGAAACUGCAAAACAUUUUUUAUACGAAUAAUAAUCAUUAUUCAAAAUUAAUGAGAAAAAAAUCAUAAGAUUCGUACCAUUCAUUUUUUUUUUUUUUUCAUCAUCAACAAUAUAAAUAUACAAAUUGUUAAUAACAGGCAGAUUGAAUAAAUCUUCAAAUUUUUUUUUUAUUAAUAAGAUGAUAUUUAUACUGAUAUUAUACAUGGAAUCUGUGAUUUUUUUUACGAACAGAAGCGACAAAGUUUAUAUUAGAACAAUAAAUAUAUUAUUAUAGUGAGAUCUGUCAUUUAAAAGAAGAAAAAAAAUAAUAAAUAGGUUCUUAAGUAA
Molecule: messenger RNA, 1388 nt
Organism: Leptopilina boulardi
Lineage: Eukaryota; Metazoa; Arthropoda; Insecta; Hymenoptera; Figitidae
Product: ran-specific GTPase-activating protein-like
Exons: 4
Coding region: 138-923 (261 amino acids)
Biological process (GO): nucleocytoplasmic transport
Cellular component (GO): cytoplasm; nuclear pore
Molecular function (GO): GTPase activator activity
Source: RefSeq, a predicted model, not a curated record